Messenger RNA from Erythranthe guttata (spotted monkey flower), 737 nucleotides. The record is from RefSeq and is a predicted model, not a curated record. Lineage: Eukaryota; Viridiplantae; Streptophyta; Magnoliopsida; Lamiales; Phrymaceae.
AAACUAAUAGUCUUGAUUGGAUUUGGACUGUUGGACAUCAAUUUUUCCGGGCGGAAGAGAGGCUCCAUAUUUGCCAACUAUUUCACUGUGCUGAAGCUGCUUUCAAAUUUGCAAUUAUUCGGUAGUCGUCUUCGUACCUGAUUGAGAAAGUUCUUGUAAGAGAAAGUUUCGGAAAUGCAGAUUAUUGGGAUAGAGUUCUGGAAAAAUGCUGCCUCAGGGGUUGAAAAAGGCUGUAACAGACAACCCUAAGAAAGUUGCUGAGCUGAUCGACCUUGUGAAUCUGCCGACAGUACUCCGAGAUUUCAUGGGCCAGUCUCAGAGUUCCCAGCUCAAUUGCUUCAGGCGGGUUUGGUCUUAUGUCAAGGAGAACAAUCUUCAGGAUCCAGUCAAUAAGAAUGUCGUAAAUUGUGAUCAAAAGCUGAUGAGCAUCCUCUUGGGAAAGUCUAGGGUUGAUCUUACCGAACUUCCUACGUUGGUUAAGUUGCACUUUCCAAAGCAGCGCAAAUGAUUUGCUCAAAGCUCGGUAAAGUUUUUAUCUAUCCCAUCUGAUUGAUACUCAUGUUAUGAGUAGUUUGAAACACUUAGUUACUUCUUUAACUGCUCUUCAAAGUUUUCACUUCUGCAUAAUCCUAUUAGAUAAUGCUUUGCAGACUGUUUAGUUAUGCUGUGAAAUUCUUCAUGAAUAGUAGUUCCUAUAUAUAUUGAUAUUUAUAGGUCUCUGUUUUUCAGUUGAGUAA